AUGAGUGAACAUAGACCAUCAUCAGGGGAAAAGAUUAAUGGAACUUUUGUUCCUAAACCGAUCUUGCCAAUGAAACGCUCUAGAUUAACGGGAUCUAGCGAUUUUGAAGAUAGGGCAGGCACUCCUUUGCAAACUAGGGUUGCCUCACCAUGCACUUUAAAUCCUCCUAUAGAUAGUGAUGGAUUAUCGUGGCCUUCGAAGGGUGCUAGGUUAAGGAUUGAUCUGACCCCAGAAGAAGCAGCGUCAAGAGAAAAGCGUAUUGCUGAUGCCGUUCGGACUAUCUUGAAUGAGUUAGGUGAGGAUGUAGGUAGAGAAGGUUUGAUAGAGACACCGGAACGUUAUGCCCGUGCAAUGCUUUACUUUACUAAAGGGUAUGAGGAUAAUAUCAGAGAUGUUAUCAAAAGAGCAGUUUUCGAAGAAAACCACGAUGAAAUGGUCAUUGUAAGGGACAUUGAACUCUAUUCUUUGUGCGAGCACCACUUAGUGCCCUUCUUUGGAAGAGCUCACAUAGGCUAUAUUCCAAAUAAGAGAGUGCUCGGCUUAAGUAAGUUGGCAAGAUUGGCGGAAAUGUACGCAAGAAGGUUCCAAGUUCAGGAGAGAUUAACCAAGCAAAUCGCCAUGGCAUUAAGUGAAAUCUUGAGACCAAGAGGAGUAGCUGUGGUUAUAGAAGCCACCCAUAUGUGCAUGGUGAGCAGAGGAGUCCAAAAGAGUGGAUCAUCGACAACGACGAGCUGCAUGUUAGGUUGUUUCCGUGAUCAACAGAAGACAAGAGAAGAGUUUUUGACUCUUUUGGGUAGAAAAUAA
Molecule: messenger RNA, 804 nt
Organism: Priceomyces carsonii
Lineage: Eukaryota; Fungi; Ascomycota; Pichiomycetes; Serinales; Debaryomycetaceae
Product: GTP cyclohydrolase I
Exons: 1
Coding region: 1-804 (267 amino acids)
Biological process (GO): tetrahydrofolate biosynthetic process; tetrahydrobiopterin biosynthetic process
Cellular component (GO): cytoplasm
Molecular function (GO): GTP binding; zinc ion binding; GTP cyclohydrolase I activity
Source: RefSeq, a predicted model, not a curated record